AUGACCAUCCUCGAACAGCAGCCAGCAUACUCGACCACCGGCAUCAAGUCUACAGCACAUUCCCCCGUGAGAUACGCCGCUACUGAGAUUGCGCCUGCCAAGAGCGCCAGAGCUCGUGGUGCUUACCUUCGAGUGAGCUUCAAGAAUACUCGCGAGACGGCUCAAGCUAUCAACGGCUGGAAGUUACAGCGCGCCAUCAAGUUCCUCGAGAAUGUCCAAGAACACAAGGAGGCGGUCCCCAUGAGACGAUAUGCUGGCGGAACUGGAAGAGCUGCACAAGGCAAGCAAUUCGGUGUCUCCCGCGCAAGAUGGCCAGUCAAGUCUGCGGAGUUCCUCCUUGGUCUCCUGAAGAACGCUGAGGCCAACGCUGAUACCAAGGGUCUCGAUACCGGUAACCUGAUCGUCAAGCACAUCCAAGUCAACCAAGCUCCUAAGCAACGUCGACGAACAUACCGUGCCCAUGGUCGUAUCAACCCAUACAUGUCCAACCCAUGCCACAUUGAGUUGAUCCUGACCGAAGGCGAGGAGGUUGUUCAGAAGUCAGAGGCAGUCGUUGGCCGUGAGUCUGCUCACCUGAGCUCAAGACAACGCGGUGCUCGUCAACGCCGUGCGAUUACUGCUGCAUAGAUGAUUUUCCGGUUUGGGCUUGGCAUGAUCUGGGGUUUGCUCAGGGGUUUGCAAUUCGAUCAUUGAAGGGGCUUUCCAAAUGGUGGCUUGCACUUCAUUAGCAUCGGAAUCUUCGCAGACAAAGAGAAUUCAUGAACUCACAUUGUUUUGGUGAUGUUUUGGUGACUCUGUGAUUGAUAAAAUUGAGAAGAACGC
Molecule: messenger RNA, 822 nt
Organism: Mollisia scopiformis
Lineage: Eukaryota; Fungi; Ascomycota; Leotiomycetes; Helotiales; Mollisiaceae
Product: putative 60S ribosomal protein L17
Exons: 5
Coding region: 1-627 (208 amino acids)
Biological process (GO): cytoplasmic translation
Cellular component (GO): cytosolic large ribosomal subunit; ribosome
Molecular function (GO): structural constituent of ribosome
Source: RefSeq, a predicted model, not a curated record